CGGCGGCAUCGGAAAUACUUCACUAGUACAGAGAGAAAGGCGGAUCCCUUCGACUAUUGCUCUCUUUGAAACUUAUUUUAACAAAUUAUACGUACCCUGUCUACACCUGCACGUGCCAGGUGUUUGUCCUUAGUUAUUAUUUGAUUCUUGAAAGUUGGAACUUACACUGCUGCAGCGAUCUGUUGUGCAGCACAAGAACAUGGGUGAUAAAGAAUUGAUGUGGGCCUUGAAAAAUGGAGACCUGGACGAGGUUAAAACCCUUCUCGUGAAGGCGGAGGAUGUUAACCGAACCCUGGAAGGGGGUAGAAAGCCACUGCACUACGCCGCUGACUGUGGCCAGGCUGAGAUGCUUGAGUUUCUGCUCUCCAAGGGAGCUGACGUCAACGCUGCAGACAAACACGGCAUCACUCCCCUGCUUUCUGCCACUUAUGAGGGCCACCUCGCCUGCGUCAAGCUCCUACUAGAAAAGGGAGCCGACAAAGAGCGGAAAGGACCGGACGGCCAGAGCGCCUUCGAAGCUGCAGAGAGUGAUGCCAUCAAGGCUCUCCUCAAGUGAGACGCUCUAGGAAGGGCAGAAGAGAUGGAUGGAUGAAUGGAUGGAUGGACGAACAGACAGACGGAUAGACGCGGUGUUCCCUGGACAGCCAAGAGGCAUACACACCUUUUCCCGCCCUCCAGCCUGUCUUGGCACUGCUUUUGUCUGUUUGUAGGGUUCAGUUCGGUUUUCAGUUUUCAUUGAUUUAGAAUUUUAUUUUGUAUGUUUAUUUUAUUUUCUUCCUCUUUUCACCUUGUCUUUUAGUAGUAAUUGAAUUGAAUGGAUGGACUUAUUAUCCUGUUUCCCUUAGGGACCAAACACUGAGGGACAUAAGCCACACCUGGACCUGAAAACAGCACUCUAAACAAAAAGAAAAACAAGCUUAAUACUUCACUUUCACAGUUCACCGUUUUGCGCACAGUACUUUUCCUUAGCAAAAACAAACCGAUUCAAUAGUAAUUCCACAAUGUGUUUUUGUUUAAUUUUGUUUUCCACAGCAAUAUUAAAGUUGUCGUAUGGCCCUCUGGUUGUAGUUAUGCAAACAUCAGCUAUAGAUAUUGUACAUUAGGAAAAUAAGAUGGUUGAAAAGACUCCAUUAUCUCACGUAGGUGGCCUCCUCUUUUCCACUGUAGUAUGUGUUGACCAGACCGGCUCACUAUUAUUAUUAUUGAUUUUAAGCGUUUGUCUGGUGGGGGUAGGUCAUCAUUUCUUUCCCAAGGCAACCUAACUGCUUUACAUAUCACCGUAGUGAGUUCAUGAUCACCAUAGCAGCAUAUAACCACAUCCCCACUUGACCAAUCGCCACGUUGGCAAAUUAAAAUAAAGAAAUCAGUGUUGUGAUAUUGCGCCAUCCGUUUCUGUCCAGAUAAAUGACUUGAAAACAUAACAGAGACGGUAAAAGGCAGGGCUUUUUCGAGGAUGCAUUUAUUUCUCUUUUAAGUGAAUUUGUUUUGAACGCUGCUCUGGUCUGAAAUCCUCGGUCGCUGCUGCCUGUCUGUGUUUUUGUACUCCGUGAAUCUGGCAGGUUCUGAACAGUGAGGUUAUUGGAUCAAGGUUUGAAACUGUGGAUUGAGAGGCUGAGGGAGCCAUCGUCAUCCUCUCACUCUGGGUUUGACUAGUCUUGCCUGCUCUGCUGCAUGUCACAAAUGCCUCUGCUUCUAAGCUCUUCAAGACAUGACCGCUCUCAAUUGGUUUGCUUUCAGAUUAAUGACAACGCAAAGAAAAAAAACUAAUAGCAAUUUCUUCUCUCUGGCAUCGUUGUGAUGAAAAGUCUGCAAAAACUGAAAUAAAUUUAAAAAAACUUAAAAUGAA
Messenger RNA from Hypomesus transpacificus, 1846 nucleotides. RefSeq names its product myotrophin (gene mtpn). Gene Ontology annotation, cellular component: cytoplasm; nucleus. The record is from RefSeq and is a predicted model, not a curated record. Bases 200 to 556 code for a protein of 118 amino acids. Gene Ontology annotation, molecular function: protein binding. Lineage: Eukaryota; Metazoa; Chordata; Actinopteri; Osmeriformes; Osmeridae. The transcript is spliced from 5 exons. Gene Ontology annotation, biological process: regulation of barbed-end actin filament capping.